AUGCUUCUGUGGCUAGUGCUGCUCGCGUUCUGUGCGGGCCUUAUGCCGAUCGUCGCGCUCCUCUGCAUCUGCAUCUACAUUUCCGCCUACCGUUCUUGCUCGCAUUCGUCCAACUCGAAACCAUGUCUGGGUCGGUCAGCCGCCGUCGUCGUCCUUGGCGACAUCGGUCGAAGCCCACGUAUGUGCUUACACGUCGAGUCGUUGGCCAACGAAGGGUGGAAGGUCGCCAUCGUCGGCUACGCUGGUUCCACCCUCCCUCCCGCUCUUCAACGCUCGUCUAUCAAGCAACAUCAUCUUCGCUCACCUCCAUCCUGGAUCGCACGUAUGCCUCGAGCAGCUUUUAUCGCAGUAGCUCCGUUCAAGCUACUCGUUCAGGCCGUAUCCUUGUUCGUCGAGCUCACGACGCAGGUUCAUCCGCCACCAGAACUGAUCCUCGUCCAAACACCGCCUGCACUACCAACGCUCUUGGUGGUCAAGGCAGCCGCUGCACUCGUCAAGUCAAGAGUCGUGAUCGAUUGGCACAACCUCGCAUAUACCAUACUAGCCCUCAGGCUGGGCGAGAAAAGUAAGCUCGUCCGACUCGCAGAGUGGCUAGAGAAAUGGAGUGGCAGAAAAGCAUUUGCGCAUCUCUUUGUUACUGAGGCGAUGAAAAACCAUUUGGACCUCAAUUGGAAACUUCAAGGCGACAAGCUGGUGCUGCAUGAUCGGCCGCCAGCGCAUUUUCGAAGAGCGACGCUCGAAGAGACGCACAGUCUGAUGUGCAAGGUACUGCCUCAAAUCGUGCCGAGCAUAGGCGACGACUGGUUGCCAUCGUGCAAUUUGCCCGAUUCAACGCCUUUCACGCAACGUACAGAUGGAGGAGAGUUGCAGUGGAGCCAAGACCGACCGGCAUUGGUGGUCAGUAGUACAUCCUGGACCGCAGAUGAAGACUUUGGCCUACUUUUGAGGGCAGCUAAACUGUACGAGUAUCGAGCGAGGCUAUUGGCUAUACAGUCCUCUUUGCCCCCCCAUUCGCGUAGCAGCAGUACCGCAGAGACUGUCUCUGCCACAUUGUCGCCCGUCUCGGCCUCAUCUUGCUCAUCCGCCUCCACCACCUCUCAUUUCUCGUACACGGACAUUGCCGAUCCCAUCCGCACUUCGAAAGAACGACGCAGACCAUCUAUAGGAGCCCUCCGCACACCUACGCUUCCUAAUGAGCCAGCUAGCUCGCUUCCGAAACUGCUUAUCAUUGUUACUGGCAAAGGCGAGCUCAAGGCGCGAUACCUUGCUGAGAUCGCGCACCUCGAAGCCACCGAGGCAUGGCAGUUUGUUCGUAUUCGAACAGCGUGGUUGGAGUCGCAGGACUACCCGCUCCUGCUUGGCUCGGCCGAUCUGGGUGUAUCGUUGCAUACGUCGAGUAGCGGACUGGAUCUACCGAUGAAGGUGGUGGAUAUGCUCGGUUGUGGAUUGCCCGUGUGUGCGUUGGACUUCGCGUGCCUGGACGAGCUGGUAUGCGAGCGGUGGAACGGUGUCGUUUUCAGAGAUGCCGAAGGGUUGGCGAGGCAGUGGGAGAGUUUGCUGGCCAACCAUCCUCUGCCGAACUGGUUGAGCACAGGCGGAGGCAUGCAAGAACCAUUUGAUCCCCCGGCGCGAUCGGUACUGACACCCAAGACUGGAUGGCUGUGCGAACCAGGCAACACGAGUGCUCCGCCCAUGUCGCCUAAUCCGAGCUUGACGCUGGUGCCCAGUCCCGGAUUUGCACCGUGGUCAAACGAAACAGCAACCAACAAAGCGAAGAAAAGUCCAAGAUCUACAUGGCCCGGCAACUGGAAACACGUCAUGCGACCGCUCUUGGAUCCCAGAACCGACAUGGAUGAGCACGACGAAAAUACUGUCGAUGACUACCUCUCGCACACCUCGGCCAUCAAGCUCAACGCGAUCAGUGCCGGAAUAUUGCAACGAAGAGCCGUCAGCAAGCAGGGCUAUGUGGCUGCUGCCACUUCCCCCGCUUCCAGUGACACCCAACGAGGCAGUGCGAGCAAACGCAAAAAUUCAACAGAUCCCCAAAUCGAUCACGACGACCAGAUCGCAACCCGCAGCGCACCCUGGAAUGGAUUCGGCUUUGUCAGCCAAGCAGCCGUCAUCAGCGAUGGUGAGAGCCAGAAGGGUCUCCGUCAACGCAAGUCGGUCAGCAAACCAAGCACUGAUCUCACUCAACAGCAGCAUGCUUUCAAUCUCACCCUCUUGGACGAUGCGCUCCAUGAUAAUCGUUCCACCACAGACAGCCAAGACCAGUCGUCCAUCCCAGCUAUCCAAGUAUCCAAACCGCCUUCCCCUCCUUAG
Mycosarcoma maydis (corn smut) is the source of this 2322-nucleotide messenger RNA. Its product is annotated as chitobiosyldiphosphodolichol beta-1,4 mannosyltransferase. Gene Ontology annotation, molecular function: mannosyltransferase activity. Lineage: Eukaryota; Fungi; Basidiomycota; Ustilaginomycetes; Ustilaginales. The record is from RefSeq and is a predicted model, not a curated record. The transcript has a single exon. Bases 1 to 2322 code for a protein of 773 amino acids. Gene Ontology annotation, cellular component: endoplasmic reticulum.